This is a messenger RNA of Aphanomyces astaci, 1023 nucleotides long. RefSeq lists its product as hypothetical. Bases 1 to 1023 code for a protein of 340 amino acids. The record is from RefSeq and is a predicted model, not a curated record. Lineage: Eukaryota; Oomycota; Saprolegniomycetes; Saprolegniales; Verrucalvaceae. The transcript is spliced from 4 exons.
AUGUCGUUGAUUGCAUGGGUCAGCCAUAGCGACUCGCCAGACACAACCAACGCUUCCCAAAUCGUUCGCCGUGUGUGGGGGCUCGUCUCCCGUCGCCAUCCCUCGUCGUGGCGCAACGUUCUGUCGGUGAAUCGGGUGGUGGGGUUGUUUGAAUUGGCUGUCCGAUGUUGUUUUCUUCGCGAAUUCACUGCCAUGACCGUCUUGAGCAACGCCCACAUUGAGCUGCAAACCACUGCCACUGGCAUCCUGACACGAUUCGACAUCAUUCCGCGAUCGGUGUGGGAGUCGUUUGUGGUGGCCCGAAACGGGUUUGUUCCAGACCUCCGGCAGCCGGAGGAAGGAAAAGCAUGGAUUCUGUCGAUCAUGGCGCCAUCGCUGGGGCCCGUAGCCGAAGUGAACGACCUGGUUCAUCAAGUGAGUGGCUUGGACUUGUCGACGCAACAAGCCAAUGCCACGGCCCGAGUGGCCACCACGUGUACGGUGCGGUAUCUUUACCCGAUGCCAACCAACAGGCACCUCCAAGACGCGGCGACGUUGGGGGGGAGUGUGCUCUGUGCGCCCUGUUUUUGCUCUUCAAAGUCGUUCUUGCGCUGGGUCCACCGCAGCCGCAUUGCCUCACCCUCAAUCGAGUGCUGGGCCUCGAGGUCGGCCCACGCUGCCGCGUCCGCGUCCGUCCGGUUCGUGCGAGUCGCCGUUUCCACGUUGUUCAGCAUUCUACCCCUCUUCAGCGUCAGUGCUGUGUGCGGGGCGAUGGUGUUGGAGCCCUUUGCCGUCAACCGCGCCUCGUUUUUGUUUGCGCUGGUCGCGUGGGGAGCCCUCAAGCCGUGUACAUCCCCCACAACUUCUUCUUGUGUGACCAUUCGAGAUGCGUGCUCGAAUGUCGCGAGUCCGUUCAAAUCGUGUGUGGACAACUUUCUGCCGCUCCUACGCUGGCUAGCGACGUACGGCGAUUACGUGGCUCACUACGAAGACCAGACGUCUGGUGACGUGGAGCUGUGGUGGGCCAGUCACUUUGACGAAUAA